AUGCUCACCCUCGACGUUUCCUUCUUCGACCCAUCCUUUGGGAUCCAAGCUUCCGUCGGGCCCUCGGUUGCUGGAAACGUUGACUCUGGCGAUUCGUGGGCUCACUUGCGUGUCCGAGAUGGUGCUCCAGUGCAGCGACAACUGCAGCAGCAGGAGCAGCGGGAUGAGAAGUUGAUAAACGACGAGCAGCUUCAGGCUGCUGAGCAGGUACGCGCGGAAGUCGAGAAGCAGAGAAUGCUGGCGGCAAUUGGAGAGUGGAAGCCCCAGGAGAAUGUGGGGAAGCAGUGGCGGCGGAAUUUGCAUAAACGGAGCUGGCGGAAGAAGAGCAAGAAGCAGCAGCAGCUGGCGAAGGCGGCUCAGGAGAAGGCGGCUCAGGAGAAGGCGGCACAGGAGAAGGCGGCACAGGAGAAGGCGGCACAGGAGAAGGCGGCACAGGAGAAGGCGGCACAGGAGAAGGCGGCACAGGAGAAGGCGGCACAGGAGAAGGCGGCACAGGAGACGGCGGUUCAGGAGAGGGCGGCACAGGCAACGCCGGCACAGGCAACGCCGGCACAGGCAACGCCGGCAGGAGUGACGCCGGCAGGGAAAACGACGGCACCGAAGACGGCGGCACAGCAGACGGCGGCACAGGAGGCGGCAGCACAGGAGGCGGCAGCACAGGAGGCGGCGGCACAGGAGGCGGCGGCACAGGAGGCGGCGGCACAGGAGGCGGCGGCACAGGAGGCGGCGGCACAGGAGGCGGCGGCACAGGAGGCGGCGGCACAGGAGGCGGCGGCACAGGAGGCGGCGGCACAGGAGGCGGCGGCACAGGAGGCGGCGGCACAGGAGGCGGCGGCACAGGAGGCGGCGGCACAGGAGGCGGCGGCACAGGAGGCGGCGGCACAGGAGGCGGCGGCACAGGAGGCGGCUGCACAGGAGACGGCGGCACAGGAGGCGGCGGCACAGGAGGCGGCGGCACAGGAGGCGGCGGCACAGGAGGCGGCGGCACAGGAGACGGUGGCAUAG
Messenger RNA from Closterium sp. Naga37s-1, 1005 nucleotides. The record is from the annotation of a GenBank genome assembly. Lineage: Eukaryota; Viridiplantae; Streptophyta; Zygnematophyceae; Desmidiales; Closteriaceae.